This is a messenger RNA of Fusarium tjaetaba, 324 nucleotides long. RefSeq lists its product as uncharacterized. The record is from RefSeq and is a predicted model, not a curated record. NCBI's taxonomy places the organism in Eukaryota, Fungi, Ascomycota, Sordariomycetes, Hypocreales, Nectriaceae. The transcript has a single exon. Bases 1 to 324 code for a protein of 107 amino acids.
AUGCUUUUCAACGUCUUCACCACCAUUGCCCUUGCUCUCCUCGCCGCCCCAGCUCUAGCCAAUCCCAUCGAUACUCUCCCCGCUGGGCUAGAGUCCCACCUCGAGAGUCGCGCAUCCGAUGUAGUAGCUAGAUUCUGGGACAGCACUACAUGCCGCAACUCGCUAGGAGACAGAAAACCUUUCAACAGUGGACAUUGCAUCAAAAGCCUGCGCGAGAAGGAACAUGCUGUUAGCAUGGCGGAGAGAAAGAAAAGCAGCUGCCACAGUGAGUUAUCCAGCCCUCAAAACACGAUGUCGAGGUCUGCUUACCAGCUCUCACCUUAG